Diatraea saccharalis (sugarcane borer) is the source of this 1936-nucleotide messenger RNA. The record is from the annotation of a GenBank genome assembly. Lineage: Eukaryota; Metazoa; Arthropoda; Insecta; Lepidoptera; Crambidae.
AUGAUGGUACUUGUCAUUUGGCUGACGGUGCUCGUGGUAGCAUUCACUUUGUAUUUAAAGGAGAAAUACUCGAAAUUCAAAAGAAAAGGCGUGAAUGGACCAAAACCGAUCCCUAUUAUAGGAACCGGAUGGACUGUAUAUCUUGGCAAGGAACAUAUGGCUGAUUAUUUGAUUCGAAUGUAUCAGUCAUUUCCGAAUGAAAGAUUCUAUGGCAAUUUCGAAUUAUUGAAGCCGCUAGUGGUUGUGAGAGACAUCGAUUUAAUUAAACAGAUCACUACGAAAGAUUUUGAAUAUUUCCUGGAUCAUAGAUCAAUGGUGGAGCCCGACAUCGAUCCGUUAUUUGGAAGGAACCUUGUUACACUAAAAGGCCAGGAGUGGAAGGAUAUGAGGUCAAUGCUUAGUCCAAUGUUUACUAGCUCAAAAAUAAGAGUGAUGGUGCCUUUCAUGAUGGAAGUAGGAAAUCAGAUGAUCGAGUCACUCAAGAAGAAAAUCAAGGAAUCCAAUGAAAACUUCAUAGACGUGGAUAGUAAAGAUUUGACGUCCCGAUAUACUAACGACGUCAUUGCUUCUUGCGCCUUUGGACUGAAAGUCAACUCAAUGGUCGAUGAAGACAAUGAAUUCUUCAAGAUGGGGAAAAUCGUUACAAAUUUUACUCCGUGGAUGCUUCUUAAGGUGUUCUUUUACCUGAACAUGCCAGUGAUCAUGAGGAUUCUUAAAAUCAAAUUUUUACCAGAAGCUGCGUCCAAUUUCUUCAGGGGCAUUAUCAUGGGCACCAUGGAGGAUAGAGAGAAGAACAACAUAUUUAGACCAGACAUGAUCCACUUGAUGAUGCAAGCCAGAAAAGGUAGAUUAGAACACGAAGAAAAGUCUAAUUCAGAUCAGGACACAGGAUUUGCAACUGUAGAAGAAUCUGUUGUUGAAACAAAGACGAUUAAGAAAGAUUGGUCUGAGGAUGAUUUGGUGGCACAAGCGCUUCUGUUUUUCCUUGGGGGCUUCGACACUGUGUCUUUGGGGAUGGUUUUUGCAUUGCACGAGUUGGCAUUGAACCCAGAGGUGCAAGAUAAAUUGGUGGCAGAGAUUAGGGAGAAUGAAAUUAAAAACGAAGGAAAAUUUGAUUUCAAUUCGAUACAGAAAAUGGCGUAUAUGGAUAUGGUUGUGUCGGAAUCCCUCAGAUUAUGGACACCAGCUGUAAUAUUAGAUAGGAUAUGCACAAAGGAUUAUAAUUUGGGGAAACCCAAUGACUUGGCCACUCAAGAUUACAUAAUACGUAAAGGAGAAGGCGUCACGUUGGCCGCUUGGGCUAUACACAGAGAUCCCAAAUACUUUCCGAAUCCAACAAAGUUCGAUCCAGAAAGAUUCUCAGAAGAAAACAAGCAUAAGAUCGUACCUUUCUCGUAUAUGCCGUUUGGGUUAGGUCCUAGGAAUUGUAUAGCUUCUAGGUUCGCGCUGUGCGAGUUGAAAGUGAUGUUAUACCAAUUGUUGCUACAUUUUGAAAUAUCGCCUUGUGAGAAAACGUGUGUCCCCUCUCAGUUAGACCCCACCCGUUUCACUUUGUGCCUCAAAGGUGGAAGCUGGAUUCGUAUCAAGAUAAGAGAAUAAACACGGAGGAUAUUCAUCAGUUACCUAUGUUUUUCACAUUUAUCUUUUUUUUUUGUAUAAUAUAACGUAGGUUGAAAUGAUAUAAGAUAUAUUUUGUAUUUUUGCAUAUUAUUUUGUAAGGAUAAGGCUUUAAAGUGAUUUUUAAAAAGCUUUUUGUUUUACUAAUAAUAUAUUUAUUAAACCUUGGUAUUCUAAGCGUAUCCGAAAAAUGAUAACGUGAACUAAGUGGCAAAAUAGCUGUAAUUCUUAUAUUUGCUAAAACUGAAUUAUAAUUAUCGAAUUAUGAGUUUUUAGCGCCAAUAAAAAUAUUCCAGACAUGCAAAGUCAUGGAUGUAGC